GCACCACCAGCACCGCCGAACAAAGCAGCACCGCCCAGCUACCCACUAUCACCCACUCUCCAAAAUACCGCUGUAGCUUGCCGCCAGCUAAUUGACACGCAAAAUGUCCUUCGUGCGCUCCGCGUCGCAGCGCGCCUUCUCUCAGUCCGCUGCCAGGAAAAGCGACCAGCACGCUGAGGAGACUUUUGAGGAAUUUACCGCCAGGUACGAGAAGGAAUUCGACAAGGUCAACGACGUUUUCGAGCUCCAGCGAAACCUGAACAACUGCUUCGCCUACGAUCUCGUUCCCUCGCCCUCUGUCAUCACUGCUGCCGUCCGCGCUGCCAGGCGUGUCAACGACUUCCCCUCGGCUGUCCGAGUUUUUGAGGGCGUCAAGUUCAAGGUUGAGAACAAGGGCCAAUACACAGAAUACCUCCAGGAGCUCGAGCCUCUGCGCGAGGAGCUCGGCAUCCCGCUCAAGGAGACCCUGUACCCCGACGAGAAGUAGAUCGUGGUUUGUCUCCCGUCACUGCAGAGCCUAGCACUCUAUGUGCGCGCCGACAUAUCAAUUUCUCACUUAGACGGAUGGAAAGGGAAGGGGGGGGGGAUGUAUCACUAUGUGAUGAUUUCCUUGAACAGCAAGCUGGGUAUCCUGGGCCUUCGGAGCGUUGGGUGGUAGUAGUGGUGGAUGAGCGGUAUUCCGCUGUAGUAGAUGUACAGAUCUCUUUGAUUUCAAUGCGUUUCGAAUGACU
Parastagonospora nodorum SN15 is the source of this 731-nucleotide messenger RNA. RefSeq lists its product as hypothetical. Gene Ontology annotation, biological process: mitochondrial electron transport, cytochrome c to oxygen. The coding region runs from base 104 to 487 and encodes 127 amino acids. The record is from RefSeq and is a predicted model, not a curated record. Lineage: Eukaryota; Fungi; Ascomycota; Dothideomycetes; Pleosporales; Phaeosphaeriaceae. The transcript has 5 exons. Gene Ontology annotation, cellular component: mitochondrial inner membrane.